AUGCUUCUUGUCGGCUUCGCAACAAUCACUUCCCCACUAACCGCUACCAUCUACUUCCCGCUCCUACCGCUCCUUCGCGCGCACUUUCACACCUCAGCUCAAGCAAUCAACCUCACGAUAACGCUGUAUGUCGUCUUCCAGGCGCUCUCGCCCGCCUUCUUCGGCCCGCUCUCCGACACCCUUGGCCGCCGUCCCGUCUACCUCUUCACGCUGGCCCUCUACACCCUCAGCAAUCUCGGCCUGGCACUGAAUCAAAACAGCUAUGCCGCCCUACUCAUCCUCCGGGCAUUCCAGAGCCUUGGCGCCAGCGCUGCCUAUGCCAUCAGCUACGGCGUCGUCGCGGAUGUGUGCGUGCCCGGCGAGCGCGGGAGAAUCAUGGGGCCGGUCAGCAUGGCACUCAACCUCGGUGCUUGCAUAGGGCCGGUGGUCGGCGGGUGGGUGGCCUACCGGAGCGGCGGGUUUGCAUGGGUGUUUUGGACGCUCGUUGUUGUUGGGGCGGCGCUUUGGUUCUGCAUCGGCUUGCUGCUCCCAGAGACGCUGAAUGCUGUCGCUGCAAAUCAGGGACUACCAUCGCAAGAGUUCUGGGAGAAGUGCUGGUGGAGGCGGCUGCUGAAAUGCAUGAGAAAAGGUAGUAGUAACGGUGGAAAUACUGAGUCUAGCAGUCUUCCGCCCCCUCCUCGCAAGAAGUCACUCCUUGAAUGUUGCCGCGUUACCAAUCCUCUGACGUGUCUUCGCAUUAUCUUCCACCUGGAUACCUUUCUGGCCCUUUGGAUGCACGGCUCGUUCUACACUGUUGACUACACUCUCGUCGCCGCCGUGCCUGCCAUAUUCAAGGACAUCUACUCCUUCAACGAGCUCCAGACCGGACUGGCAUACCUGCCCCGCGGUGCAGGAAUCAUCAUCGGCAGCUACUGUAACGGCAGGCUCAUGGAUCUCAACUUCAAGGUGACGGCGCAAAAGGUGGGCUGGACGCCGGAUCCGGCAUCGAGAAAUAACAUAGAUGAUUUCCCAAUUGAGAAGGCCAGAUCCCGCGGAAGUUUCUGGCUUCUCCUCAUCUCCACCGCCACGCUCGUGGGCUACGGAUGGGCAGUCAGCAGCCACGUCCACGUUUCUGUGCCGCUCAUUCUCCAGUUCGUGCAGGGCUUUUGGGGGACGUGCUUUUAUACCAUUUACAACACGCUUCUGGUUGACUUGUUUUCCGAGAGCCCCAGCACCGCUGCGGCGACGGCGAGCAUGCUUCGUUGCGCCAUGGCGGCUACUGGUGUUGCCAUAUUGCAGCCUUUGCUUGAGGCUGUGGGCUUGGGAUGGUACUUUACUUUCUUGGGCAUCUGGAGUGGCGUCUGUGGCGCUGCUGCUGUAUUUCUGCUUCGGAAGAAAGGAAUGGCCUGGAGGACUCGAAGAAUCUCUCGUGGUCGUGAUCAGACAGCAUAA
Messenger RNA from Lasiodiplodia theobromae, 1431 nucleotides. Its product is annotated as MFS transporter. Bases 1 to 1431 code for a protein of 476 amino acids. The record is from RefSeq and is a predicted model, not a curated record. The transcript has a single exon. Gene Ontology annotation, molecular function: transmembrane transporter activity. Gene Ontology annotation, biological process: transmembrane transport. NCBI's taxonomy places the organism in Eukaryota, Fungi, Ascomycota, Dothideomycetes, Botryosphaeriales, Botryosphaeriaceae.